CCAUAAAUGGUGGGGCUAUAAGUCAAGAUAAUAAGAAUGCGCUUUUAAUGGCUUUGAUAACCGUUUAAACCCUUGAAAAAUUGUGGUUACACGUUUGCUUUAUGUAUUUAUAUAUAUAUAUAUAUAUAUAAAUAAAUAAAUCACCCACUUUCUUUUGUAAUUAACCCAAGUUAUUAAAAUGAAAAGGUCUAUUUCAUCGUACGAAUCCUCGCAAUCAUCCUUACAGUCGCCCUCGUCGAAAUCUUCAAAGAGACUCCGAUUAGAACUGGAGAUAUUCGAUAAAAAUAUUAAAGAUAUCGAAAAAAUGUUUAACUUCAAUCACAUCUCAAAAUCCGUCAAACCACCAAUAUUACCCUCGCAGAAAGUCCCGAUCUUGAAGAGCAAUAAUAUCGACUUGUUUGAUAUUGAAAUUGAUGAGGAGAUAGACAUCAAGAUUAAUUUGGAGAAUGACCUAAAAUUAAUCGACCAAAUGAUACUACAUUCUUAUUAAAACAAACACUAUUAAUACGGGUAUUAAUAGUAUAUUAUUUAUUUCUUGAUGUAUAUUUAAUAAACGGAGGGGUUUUUGUUUGUUUACUGUAGAUCUAUGGCAAU
Messenger RNA from Hyphopichia burtonii NRRL Y-1933, 594 nucleotides. RefSeq lists its product as uncharacterized. The transcript has a single exon. Bases 179 to 490 code for a protein of 103 amino acids. Lineage: Eukaryota; Fungi; Ascomycota; Pichiomycetes; Serinales; Debaryomycetaceae. The record is from RefSeq and is a predicted model, not a curated record.